Molecule: messenger RNA, 2055 nt
Organism: Hyalella azteca
Lineage: Eukaryota; Metazoa; Arthropoda; Malacostraca; Amphipoda; Hyalellidae
Product: organic cation transporter protein
Exons: 14
Coding region: 226-1776 (516 amino acids)
Biological process (GO): transmembrane transport
Cellular component (GO): membrane
Molecular function (GO): transmembrane transporter activity
Source: RefSeq, a predicted model, not a curated record
CACACUCAAGUUGUGUGUUCAUUUCUUUAUAUGUCGUCCACUCGCUCGGUUGGGUAUAGGUUGGUAGAGAAUGAACUAGUGUGGCAAAAAACUAGCUUGUGUACCGGUAUAAUAUGUGUGUACCCGUAUAAUAUUUUGACUUGAAUUUUUUUCCUCCAGAAUUACCGACUGGGAGCAGACGCAACUGUUCAACAAGGCGGCGGCGACAGACUGCGAUUCAGCGACAUGGACGAGAUCAUCACCUCGCUGGGUGUGGGUCCAGCAACAUACCUGUUAUUCGCAGUCGCGUCCUUGGGACCAAUGUCGGAGGUGGUUAAUCUCAUUGGAUCCCAGUUCAUAUCUCCGCCAGUUCAGUUUACCUGUCUCGACCGCCAUCAAUCGGACGUCAUUGUAACCAACACUUCGGAAUGCAUCGUGGUAUCGGCAGGAGGAGAGUCAAACGAAACACGAAGCUGCAAACUUUAUCAAUUUUCACAUGAAAUUCAUCACUUCACCCUGACAGAAGAGUUUGAGUUGGUGUGUUCGGAAGCCUACGUCCGAGAACUCUUUCAAAUGCUGUUCACAAUUGGCUGCAUGGUGGGCUGUCCUGUCGGAGGGCUGCUGGCCGACAAGCUCGGUCGACAACCCACCGUGUGGUACGGCUCGGCACUGGUGACAUUUUUCACCACACUCCUAGUCACUAUACCGAACAUGACAAGCAUCCUAGUCUGCCGAUUCUUCAUCGGUUUAUCCACAAUGUUUAUAAUUUCUCCUGUAUACACCAUAGGUUUCGAAUUCUGCCCGACGCCCUUGCGGUCGGCGUUCGGCGUAUGCGUGGCUUUGCCAUACGCCGUAAUGCUGAGCCUGUUUGCCGGACUGGCUUAUGCAUGUCCGGACUGGCGGAUGCUACAGCUCGCUGGUUCCUUCCCUCUCGCAUUACUGCUUCUUUUAAGUAAUCCUUUUUUAGUGAAAGAAUCUCCACGUUGGCUUGUUACUCGGGGACGGCUUAAAGAAGCCGAAGCAUCGCUGCUCCGAGUCGCGAAGUGGAAUAAAACGACGUACAACUUGCCAGACAAUUUGAUGGGCGUCCUGGAAGGCAUUUAUGCGAAAGAAUGCGAGGAGAAACCAUCUUCUACGCUCCUAUCCCGCUUCAAGUCUCUGGUGUCGUCGCCGUACCUGCGCAGAGUGACCGGCAUUCUGGUGCCUGUGUGGCUGAUGCAGAGUUGCCUGUACAUCAGCAUACCGCUCAGCGCUGACCAAUUCGCCUCACCUUAUGUGGCUAUGGCCGUGUUGGGUGUUGCGGAAAUCCCUGCCUAUACGGUCACGGCUCCCAUCACUGCGAGGCUGGGCAGGAAAAAGUUCCUCAUAGGAGGACUUCUUCUCACAUGUGCUCUGCAAAUCCUCGUCGUGGUUCUCACUGUCAUAGGAUACCAAAAUUAUUGGCUGAACAUUGCGCUCAGCGCAUCCGGGUACACGAUGAUCUGCAGCGUUUUUCAGGUGAAUUUGAUGUUCUGUAGCGAGUUAUUCCCCACAUCCAUUCGAUCUUUUGGCACCAGCCUGGCUUUUUUCAUGACGAGCGCUGGCUUCAACAUCCUCCCUUUGCUGAAGAUUUUACUGCCUGCAGGCCUAUCAUGGCUGCCUCUGACCAUCUACGCCAUUCUCGCCGGUCUGGCAGCCUUCCUGAUAUUGCUGCUGCCAGAGACCAACAACAAGCCGCUGCUGCAGACGCUUGGCUCGGAAAAAAAUAUCACGAGACCUCAUAUCCAGUCAUCCCGAUCCAGUGACUGGCCGGCUUAACUUUACUUGUUUACUUCACACAUUCGUCACCCUGUAUUCUAACGAAACCCAUGCUAUACGGGCCUUCAACCAUUAGAACAAUUUACAGUUAGAAUCAGCUGGAACAUCCUGCAGACGAAACGGAUCAUUUCAAACUUUUGAAAGGUACUUUAAUCAUCAUCUCAAGAAAACUCUGAACAAACUUAAAUGUCUUUUAAAGCUUUGUUGGUUAAACUUAAAAUAAAAUUUCCCAGGAUUAUAAUUUCUUUACCUUAGCUUCCUGGAAUGUGUGAAAGCAUC